Funneliformis mosseae is the source of this 368-nucleotide messenger RNA. Lineage: Eukaryota; Fungi; Glomeromycota; Glomeromycetes; Glomerales; Glomeraceae. The record is from the annotation of a GenBank genome assembly.
ACACGAGUCCUCCAAAAAAUGUACUUUUAGAUAUGUCUAUAUCUUUAUAUAAUGCUGAAUUGACACCUGCCUCAGUUAUAUAUUUUAGUUGGACAGAAAAAUUUUCAGUAGAUUCAGGUCAUAUUUUAUCAGAUGAAUAUCUUAAACUUGGAGAAGAUAUUCCGCAUCUUACUACUAAUUCAACUAGCGUUCCUGAACAAUCUUUCUCAUCCAAUGAUGAAGGCGCUCAUGUUCUAUCUGAACCUUCGCGUCAACAAAAUCAGGAAGGAAUGGCUCGAGGACAACGAUCACACGUUCGCGGAGAAAGUUCAUCGAGCCAAACUUCAAAAAAAUUGCCGAAAUGGCUAACUUUUGGAAAAAAGAAAUAA